UCUGCCGUUUGUUCGUGGGCCUGCGCGAACAUGUUAAGGCGUCUGUGUUUGUGCGCGUAAUUUCACGAUGAGAAGGCUACAAGCUGUGGUAACAAAUUAAAUAACUAGCUACAAGCUGCGGUAACAAACUAAGUAACUACCUUUAACUACCUUACGUGGCUAAACUGGUCACGAAUUUGUUCUGCAACCCGCCGGGAACAGGUUGACAAUGUCUUUGCUCGAGUUCGAAACUCAAAUGUUCCUGGACCUUCACAACGAAGAUGGUCUCGUCAUAGUAGCGAAAGGUCUCGGCAUAGAGCGAUUGCUCUUGAGCUUGAUCAAAGUUCACAACGAUCCCGGCAGUCUUGUUUUGAUACUGGGAACGACAGCUGAAGAAGAGGAAUUUUUCAUAAGCCAACUUCAAGCAGACAAUGUAAAUCCGCUCCCGAAAUGUAUAACUGCUGACUGUGGCACAAAAGAGAGGACGGACGUGUAUUUAACCGGUGGUGCCCUUUUUGUGACGUCACGGAUUCUUGUUGUCGACAUGCUCAUGGAGAGAGUCCCCAUCAAUCUUAUUACGGGCAUUAUAGUGUAUCGAGCGCACAAAACGCUGGAAUCGUGUCAGGAGGCCUUCAUUCUGAGACUGUAUCGACAGAAAAACAAGACAGGGUUUGUGAAGGGCCUUUCAGACAGUGCCGUGGCCUUUACCCACGGCUUCUCGCAAGUGCAACGCAUGAUGAGGAAUCUUUUUGUGAAAAAGCUGUUUCUCUGGCCGAGGUUCCAAGCUGAUGUUAUUUCGUCCCUAGAGAAGAGAAAGCCGGAAGUUGUCGAGAUCCGUGUUGCCAUGACCCCUGCGAUGAACAUUAUACAGAUGGCCAUUCUGGACAUUAUUGCCAGCUGCGUACGAGAAAUAAAGAAAUGCAAUCCUUCGAUUGAAAUGGAAGACAUCACUGUAGAGAACACCAUCGCGAGGUCAUUUGAGAAGAUAGUCAAGUUUCAGCUUGACCCCAUCUGGCAUCAGAUUGGACCGAAGACGAAGCGUCUGGUUUCUGACAUCAAGACUCUCCGCACCCUGCUACUGUAUCUGACGCAGCACGACUGUGUGACGUUCUACAGCCUUGUCAAAUCAAUACACGACAGUGCUACGGCCAUGACGCAGGUAUCCGACUGGCUUUUCUUGGAUGCAGCAGAUACGCUGUAUGUUCAAGCGAAGGCCAGAGUUUACGGUGUGGAUAAACGCUCACACAAGGAUGACCAAAAGCAAAAAAACCCAGAUAAGAAAGUGGAUCCUUCGUUUCAACCCGAGCACAGCCCAAAGUGGGCUGCUCUGUCGGAGAUCCUGGCUGAGAUAAAAGAAGAGAACAAGGAGAAGGCAGACCUGAACACUGUUUUAAUUGUGGCUGAGGAUGACCGGACUUGUGGUCAACUCUCAGAGUACCUUUGCAGUGGUGCUGACACCGUCCUUUGCAAUCUGUACCGCAAGGCAGUUGGGGACAAAGAUGGCCUGCAACUUCCUCCCCUGGGCCGCAGUGACGACAACAGCGGCGAAAGCCCUGGGAAAAGGAGAAAGAAGGCGAAAAGUGCGUCUGAUGGGCAGAAAAAGAAAGGAAACCAAGAUUCAGAAAUGGAGGGAUCUGACAUGACGGAGACGGAGACCGAGGGAAUGGAAUCUCCGCCCGCCUUUCCCAACACGAUCUUUCACCCGCUGAAGUCGUCAGAAUUCGCUCUGCAGCAGCUGCUUCACUCUGUCGAGCCAAAGUACAUCAUCUUGUACGACGUCAACAUUGCAACUGUCAGAGAAAUCGAGAUGUACCAGGCAACCAGAGCGAAGGAAGUUCUACGCGUUUACUUCCUCAUGUACGAGGACUCCAUAGACGAGCAGCGCUAUCUCACUUCCCUUCGACGAGAGAAGGAUGCCUUUGAAUUCCUGAUCAAGGAAAAAAGUAUAAUGGUGAUACCCGAGGAGCAAGACGGGAAAGGGGAGUACCACCCCGACCUCAUAGACGACCUCGGAAAGUCGAACGAGCCAGCCAGUUCACGAAAAGCGGGAGGCGCGGUUGCUCCUGUGUCAACAUCUCGCAGGGUCAUUGUGGAUUUGCGAGAGUUCCGUAGUGAACUGCCCUCACUCAUUCACAGGCGAGGGAUUAACGUUCAGCCAGUCACCAUAGAGGUUGGUGAUUACAUCCUGACGCCAGAGAUCUGCGUAGAACGCAAAAGCCUCAACGACCUCAUCGGGUCCCUGAACAAUGGCCGCCUGUAUAACCAAGCGCAGGCGAUGUGCCGUUACUACAAGCGCCCCGUCCUUCUCAUUGAGUUCAACCAGAAUCAGCCUUUCUGCCUUCAGGGAAAGCACGUCCCGUCAUCGGAGUCGACCUCAUCGCAGACUUUUGUCUCGAAGCUGAUCCUGCUGACGAUGCAUUUCCCACGCCUCCGUCUGCUGUGGUGUCAGAGCCCGUAUGCCACAGCCGAGAUCUUUGACAUUCUGAAGCAUGGAAAAGAGGAACCGUCUGUGGCAGAGGCGCAGGCAGUGACGGAAAAGGAACUUCAAGACAGUGGCAAGUCAAGUGACAAGUACAACCCUGCUCCGCAGGAUUUCCUUCUUCAUCUGCCUGGUGUCAGCUUGAAGAACUACACCUCGCUGAUGCGCAAGUUCACGAGUCUGGCUGACAUGUUCAAGGCGUCAGAAGAAGAGUUGUCGUCGGUGAUGGGAAACGCAGCCCAAGCCAAGGCUCUCUGGCAGGCCAUCCACAACCCCAUUGAGCACAACCAACAGAAAGCAGUGCCGCAGCGGAAGUUUCGAAAGAAGUAGCGCUGGCUUUGUAUUUUAAUGUGUACAUAAUGUAUAUAGGCUAUCGUUUUGCUCACACGGUUAUUGUCCAAGUGGCCUUGGGUACUGCUUAUAUGAAGAUCAUUGUCAUUAAAUGCUUAAGUAGCUCCUGCAUUGUGUGACAAUCCGGUGAACGUUCAUGAUGUGCUUGCGCAUCACCAUCACAUUGGGCUAGCUCCGAUGGAAUCAUCAUUGUGGCUUUAUAUAAUCCCAAAGCAUGUCUUGUUUAUGUACUGACGUUUACUAUGAGCUUAAUUAUUUGCAUUGCAGGUCACUGUGAAAUGAAUGAUUUUGUUAGUAUUUAAGACAUUAAAAAGACACUAAGGGGAAGCACUAAAUUAGCUUAUAUUUUUACAGUAUUUAUUCAAUAGUAGGAAGUCAAUUACAUUGUUUAACAUUACAUUUAAUUGGGUUCUGCUGGGCCCCAAAUAAUUUGGCUGCGAAUCUCAGCUUUCUUGAUAUUGGAACCAAAGGAAGCCUUGCUUGGCCAAUGUUUAGCUGCUCCCAGAGUAAUUGGAGGAGUUUUGCAAUCAAGAUUGUGAGAUCUUAAUUGUGCAUUCAGGUCCGAAUAUAUUAACACCUCAGUGGUCUGCACUGGAGCGGGAUGCUCAUAUUGAACCGGGAAAUUGUAUACUGAGCACUCGAUUUCUACUGGCCAGUUAUAAACUGCUAUAACCACACUGCUAGAGUGCUCUAGUGCAUUUGAAAAUGAGCUGUUGACUCUGUUGUUAAAAAAUAAAUUAAGGUUGAUAUUUUUUUGAAGCAGAAACUGUGGCAGUGGCAUAAUAGUGAAAGUUUAUGGAUAGAGAAGCAAUUCUUUUUAAGGUCACGGCAAAAAAGAAAAAGUCAUCAGAACUUGCUAAGUUCUUACUUUUGUGCAGUUAGGGCAAUACAUUCAGGAAAUUUAUGCCUUAGCAUAAAACUUUCAACUUGUCCUCACAGGAAGCUAGUACUGAAAUUUUUUUGCUAGGGUAUAGUGUAAGGAGGUGAGAAGGUGGCGGCAGCCUAUACUUAGCGAUGCAUUGUUACAACUUUCUAAUUUCUUAAGUCGAUUUGAUGGUGUGGCUGCAUCCUCUAUGAGUGUAUUUCAACAGUGUUCAAUUUCAUGGGAAUAAAGAACUGGCUUUGCAGGUUGGUGCUUGAAUGCUAGUACAAUAAAUGAGAAGCGUUUUUACAA
Messenger RNA from Rhipicephalus microplus (southern cattle tick), 3983 nucleotides. RefSeq names its product DNA repair endonuclease XPF mei-9 (gene mei-9). The record is from RefSeq and is a predicted model, not a curated record. Lineage: Eukaryota; Metazoa; Arthropoda; Arachnida; Ixodida; Ixodidae. Gene Ontology annotation, biological process: nucleotide-excision repair involved in interstrand cross-link repair; double-strand break repair via homologous recombination; resolution of meiotic recombination intermediates. Gene Ontology annotation, cellular component: nucleotide-excision repair factor 1 complex. Gene Ontology annotation, molecular function: damaged DNA binding; single-stranded DNA endonuclease activity; single-stranded DNA binding.